Molecule: messenger RNA, 987 nt
Organism: Dentiscutata erythropus
Lineage: Eukaryota; Fungi; Glomeromycota; Glomeromycetes; Diversisporales; Gigasporaceae
Source: the annotation of a GenBank genome assembly
AUGUCUUCUAUGGACAUACCACAUAAGUCAGCCUCCCCAGAGAACGACGCUCCAAGGCCAGACUGCAUAUCUGAUGAAGAUGUUGGAGCUUCUUGUCGACAAAAUUUCAAGGAUGGAGAUGAAUAUGUUGGCCCGCCCAUCCACAGUAAACCUCACAUUUUCAACCCGGAAAGGGAAGAUUGCAAGAUACAUGUUCGGGGCAUCGAUUCGUUGUGGGACAGCAAAAACGAAACAAAUGAGAGAGCUAAUAUACGAAAAAAACAAACAGGCAUUAGAGAUGAGAGUGAAAAUGAUGCCAACAUUGUUUUCAAGUGUCCCAACCAACAAAGAAUUCAAGAACUGCAGUCAACCUUGGGGCAACUGCUCCGAAUCGGUGCCCUGGAGGGCUCUGCAUGGACAGAGAAACCCCCGAAGACGCCGUGUUGUCUUGUAUUUCCAGAUGAUCAAUCUGAAAAAAAAUCCGAAAACUCAUACCUGUAUUAUGUGUCAGCUGGUAGUGGACUCAAUGAAUCAUCAUGCAAUAAUCCGCUUAUUGUAGUCGAAAAGAUCAUGAGCGAAUCCGAUUCUUUUCGUGUUGCAACUUCUCUUCACCUUAAGCUCCAAAGCGAAAGUCCUCAAGAUGAUGUUAUUCGUUAUGUGAAAGAAGAUCUUACAUGUUAUAUAAAGGAAAUUAAACAGUAUGGUUUCGAUCAUAUCAUUAUCAUUGGGGAACGUUAUUGUGGAAUGCUUUUUCUGGACUGCUAUGGUCGUGUAUUUGAUUUGGAUUCUAUGAUGAAUGUAUUAUGGUUUCUUGGAAAUUAUUUCGAAAUAAUGUCAAAGGAAUCCGAGACUGGCCGGGUGGCAUGGGAUGUAUUGGAUGAUGGAAAUAUAUUUGAGAUCGAUAAAUGUAUGUGUAUGUAUUUUUACUCAUAUCUUACCUUAAUUUUUUAUAACUAUUUUCUUUUCUUUCAGAUUUACCAGAAAAACACAACACUCACCCAAUUGUGA